Harpia harpyja (harpy eagle) is the source of this 2123-nucleotide messenger RNA. RefSeq names its product tudor domain containing 5 (gene TDRD5). Lineage: Eukaryota; Metazoa; Chordata; Aves; Accipitriformes; Accipitridae. Gene Ontology annotation, biological process: spermatogenesis. The transcript is spliced from 11 exons. Bases 87 to 1871 code for a protein of 594 amino acids. The record is from RefSeq and is a predicted model, not a curated record.
CUCCUGCCUUGCUCCUCUCUGAGCAGGAUUGACCAGGGACAGUGUGGCAACCAUUUCUGGGACAGCUCUUAGAGCAUGGUGUGGACAUGUCAAAGCAGGCAGAGCUUAUGGAGCUGCUGAAGAAGGAGGUGAGGUCGCUGCUAAUGGCUGCCAAAGAGGGCUUAACCCCUGCACAGCUGGAGGAGGAGUACAUGGCCAUGAUCGGCAAACCUCUCCCUCUGCAUGACCUGGGCUUCCGAUCCACGUUGGAACUGGUGGCAGAUAUGCCUGAAGUUGUCAGAGUCUGUCCUUAUGAGAAAGGCACUUUUAUCCUAAAAGCAGCACCUGCAGUUGAGAUGCCUCCUUUGGAACCCAGCUGUGAGACAGAGAGCUUCCACCUGACAGCAGAAGAGAAGUCAGAGCCAGUGGAAACACAAGCAGUAGAUUUGGGUGAUGGCCUCAAACAACCUCAAGAUUUGGAGCAGUCCCUACUGGACAAGUUGAUAAUGACUCCAGAAAUCCCCCCAGAUGCUGUUCAGGACAGAAGCCUUUGCAGCUUACCACCACUGGAGAGAAGGUGCUUGGUGGGAGUCUUUGUGGAAUUCAUCAUUUCUCCUAGCCAGUUCUACAUCCACAUCUGCAGCAGGGAAGCAUCUGAUAAACUGCAGGAUAUGAUGAUUGAGAUGAGACACUGCUACUCAAAUAAACUUGUUUCUGAUCGUUAUAUCAUGCCUGACUCUUCAGUACGGCCUGGACAGCUUUGCUGUGUAACAGUCUCGAAAUGGUGGUACCGUGUUAUCAUCCACCGUGUGAUCAAUGACCAAGAAGUAGAGGUGUUCUACCCAGAUUAUGGAAACCUCGAAAUUGUCCGAAAGUCUUGGCUGAGAUUCCUCAAGUGGUGCUACUUGAAGCUCCCUGCUCAGGCCAUCCCGUGUUCCUUGGCAUGGGUAAAACCUUUGAAGGGUACGUGGUCCGGUGCAGCAACUCUCCUAUUCAAGAAGCUGUGUGGCUCCAAGCUACUUGUGGGCAUUGUGGAUGAAUAUGUGAAUGGCAUUUUGCAUCUCUUCCUGUGUGACACGUCCACCAAGGAAGAUGUCUAUUUCCACUGCAUCUUGAGGGAUGGUGGAUGUGCUGACGUCUGCGGAGAGAACGUUCCUUCCCAGGGAUUCAUGGAAUUGAAUCCUUCAGCCUUGUAUGUUCAGCCCAGUGGAAAGCAGGAUAAUGCUGAACUGGUGAAGCCAGACCUUUGCUUGCAGCAGAAAUCUCUAGAUGCAGGUAGUGAAACAGCAACCUCAAAGCUGGACGGGGAUGAACUGUGUGACCAGCAACAGCACCUGUCUGCUAAGAAGGAGACAGGGGAUGAUGUGCGGCCACUUUUGGAUGAAAUUAGUGUCCCAAGAACAACAGACGAAGACCCUGAACUUGCACAGGAGGAUACAAAUGAAAUGCCUACAGAGCUUAUGGCAGUGGUUAAGACACCUCAUUCUCUUGGAGAGUCCUCAAUGCCUGCUGUCUUAUUCAAGUCAGUGGAAGACUGUUACACCUCCUUUAUGUACUCCAAGCAACCAGCAGAAAUGAGCCAAGAUGACCCUGAUCAGAUAGAAAGGUUUUCCAACAAGGCCCAACUUCGUGAAGCUGUACAUCCCUCUGUUCUACUUAUGGCAAUACCGUUUAUGCUGGACAACCGUAACAAUGAAGAGAAAAUGAAGAACAAAGACCUUCCCGGGAGUCUUGCAGUUGGCCUGUGCAGUGCCAGUGGGCUGUGUGACCAAGGGCCAUCUCAGAAACUGUAUGUCCCUCCUACCACGCUAUGUGCGGUGUUGGCAGCUGCACGCUUAGCCACUUCCAGUGACUACUUCCAGUGGCUCCCCAGCCUGAGAAAGAAGCUGUGAGAAGAAGGGAGAAGCUGGAGCAGCUGCUGAGGAAGGCUGCCUAGAGCAGCAAAGGCCUUCUGUGUGACUGCACUGUCAUUUUCUUUGUUCAGAAAUGUUUAAUCCCUUGAAAAACUCUUGAGUCUGACAUCUUCUCAGAUGUGCCCAGUGCAUGUGAUAAAUGUUACUUCUACUUCCAGGAAAAUAGUUUGGUUUUGUUGUACUGAUGGUGUACUGAUUUAUUGCUCUUUAAUGUAAUGGUUCAGGAGAACA